AUGAUUCUUUAAUAUUCAAAUUCUCAUAUCACUCUUGUAAUUUCGCACGAUUUUAACCUUGUUAUGAACAAUAAAUAAAUACUAAAUAUUGUAAUUCAAUUGGAAUUUAUUGUAAUUCAAUUGGAAUUUAUUGUAAUUCAAUUGGAAUUUAAUCAAUUGAAUUUUAAUUUCAGCUUGAUCCAUAAUAAAAUGAAUGCUGUCUACUUCUUCCUUUAACUUUUUCAACAAAACUUAAACAAUCAAUUUUCACUUUAAAACAAACUCAUUUUAAAUUUUACUCCUCAAACUAAUUUUUUAUACAUCCUAAAUAUACAACAUAAUUUAUUAAUUUUGAUGAAGUUGAAAUUGAAAAUUUAAAUCUUAUUAUUUAGAAUAAUCUUAAUUUCAUUUUAGACAAUGAUUUAAAUCAAAUUAAUUUAACAUUAUCUAACGUUUAAAUUUACUAGAGUGAAUUUAAUAAUCUAAAUUCUUUAUUUGAAACUCAAAACUAUAAUAUUAUUAAUUUGA
Molecule: messenger RNA, 507 nt
Organism: Paramecium sonneborni
Lineage: Eukaryota; Ciliophora; Oligohymenophorea; Peniculida; Parameciidae
Source: the annotation of a GenBank genome assembly